UGCCCCAUCGUUGGUGUCAGUGGGAGGAAUAGUGCCCCAUCGUUGGUGUCAGGGGGGGGGGGAAAUAGUGCCCCAUCGUUGGUGUCAGUGGGGGGAGGAAUAGUGCCCCAUCGUUGGUGUCAGUGGGGGGAGGAAUAGUGCCCCAUCGUUGGUGUCAGUGGGGGGAGGAAUAGUGCCCCAUCGUUGGUGUCAGUGGGGGGAGGAAUAGUGCCCCAUCGUUGGUGUCAGUGGGGGGAGGAAUAGUGCCCCAUCGUUGGUAUUAGUG
Messenger RNA from Staurois parvus, 265 nucleotides. NCBI's taxonomy places the organism in Eukaryota, Metazoa, Chordata, Amphibia, Anura, Ranidae. The record is from the annotation of a GenBank genome assembly.